Messenger RNA from Exophiala dermatitidis NIH/UT8656, 5395 nucleotides. RefSeq names its product zinc finger protein ADR1. NCBI's taxonomy places the organism in Eukaryota, Fungi, Ascomycota, Eurotiomycetes, Chaetothyriales, Herpotrichiellaceae. The transcript is spliced from 4 exons. Gene Ontology annotation, biological process: DNA-templated transcription; regulation of transcription by RNA polymerase II. Gene Ontology annotation, molecular function: DNA-binding transcription factor activity, RNA polymerase II-specific; RNA polymerase II cis-regulatory region sequence-specific DNA binding; zinc ion binding. The record is from RefSeq and is a predicted model, not a curated record. Gene Ontology annotation, cellular component: chromatin. Bases 1094 to 4549 code for a protein of 1151 amino acids.
GCACCGUUAACGACCUUCGAGUUCAACACGAGCACCGCCAGCAUCAUGCACUCCCACUACGACUGCUCUUCAAUUCAUCCACCUUGACGAUACUCUCUGUUCCUCAAUUCUUUCACCAUCUUGAAUCCGACGACUUUCCCUUGAGAAAAAUACUUGUUGUGCCCUUCACUUUCACUACUCAUAUCAAACGUUUGCCGGCGCCGCCGUCUCCUGGUUCGAACCACUCACAACCUACCUCAUCCCGCCACGGCUGUCUCGAAGCCCCUCCACGGCCGGACGACCUUGUUACCCCAGACAUACCUUGUCCAUCAUACGCAAAGAUCCUCGGCCUAGACGACCCUGCAGCCACCGGCGUCUUUGAGAAGGCGCGGCGACCGUUUAGCCCACCACCAUUCCAGAACGAACAAGUUUCUUGCCUGACUCGACUCACGAAAGACCAAUCCCGUUGCUCCUCGUGCUGCCACUGUGCACACCCAAGGACCGCCGCCAGUUGUGAACGAAGAACGCCCGCCUGUGACGUUCGAAGAUUGAAAGGCCGAUCCUCUUUUGCCUUUGUUCUAAUCGGCAAGCCCACCGUACUGCUUGGUCCCUCGCGAGUACUUCGCUGCCCUCCGCCAGCCUUCUCUAUACAUACUUUACAGAGGAGACUCUUUGUAACUUGAACAUUUCUUGUUUGACGACUGCCGUACGAUUUCGUCCUUCGGAUCUGUUGUAUAGUUGUAUUUCCACCACCUGAGGAACCAGUCCCUCCCUGCCCGAAUCCGACUGUACGACCUUUGUAAUACAGAGAAGCGCCGCCGAAGAAUUCCAUUGACUUACAAGACACAGACGAUUUUGCUUUCUCGGCUCUACACUCGCAAGCAUAUGGCAUUCUGAAUAUCAUUCUCAAGACCUGUCUCCCGAUACCCCUCCCAGCUCGGACUAGCACAUGGUCUACUGUCGAAUCAAGCGGUUUUGGCAAUAGGUGCAACGUUGUUGAUACGAGGGGAGAUUCAAGAGCUGGAGAUUUGCAUACGGUCUACUGCGAACUCUCGACAGCCGCAUUAGACUCGAGUGUUGUUCUUAUCGAGGAACCGAAGCAGACGCCGGCAACAUGGCUGCGAUUUCGCCGGAAGCUGUGCCAAGUGACAUGACGGAUGUGAACGAGGCCGACGCAGUGUCCUCGGAAGGGAACGCUACGUCAAAAGGAGAGGCCGUUGAGCCGGCUCCGUUGUUGAAACCAGCAUUUCCUCCGCCGAAAACGGACAAACCUCGUCCACACGUCUGCACAACGUGCAUGCGGUCCUUUGCCCGCUUGGAGCACCUAAAGCGCCAUGAACGCUCCCAUACCAAGGAGAAGCCGUUCCAAUGUCCUGAAUGCGCCAGGUGCUUUGCGAGACGGGAUCUGCUGCUACGGCACCAACAAAAACUUCACUCCUCGACAACACCAUCUUCCAGACCACGCGCCGCACGACGAGAGAGUGCUGCUGGGGUGGCUACCGGGCGUGUGCGCAAAAACUCCACCACCAACGGACCGCCAUCGAUGAGGCCCAGAGCAAAUACCCUUAGCCACGUGGACUCAUCUACCCUCGGCAUGCGGGCCGAGUCAGUUCGAAACCCGAGCCGCAUGUUUGCCCCUGGACAGCACCAUCACAACUCUGCCGGCGUAAUGGGGGCAGCCCAGGGGUAUACACACCGCAGCGGAAAUGCCAAUCAUUUAAGUCUACACCUGCCCAAGCUGGAGACCCACGGGCUUUCCAUGGAUCUUUCGGGUGGGCUGCGAACUGCACCACCUUUUGGCGGUUUUGGUGCUGAGUUUGGUCUAGGCCACAUGGACUUUGACUCGGAGCAAGGAGAUACCAUCAAUCCACAUGCACUGCACAUGACCAAUUUACAAGGACUAGGCUUGGAUCCGGCGGCAUCUUCGUUCCAGCAGCUGUUACAUGGGAUGUCAACUUCUCAAGCUAUCGCCGACGACGACACGAGCUUCGAGUGGAUCGCACAAGGCUUUGAGAACCAAAUGUCAUUUGCACAGGCCAACGAAAACGCGAUUGACGACUCUUCUCCUUCCGCCAUGAGUACGAAUAGCCCUGGUGGUAUGAAUGACAUGACCAGCGAUCAGACCCUGCCGGCGAUGAGACAGACUGGAGUUUCCAAUGGCAACCUGUGGUCUACUAACCUUACAGGGCCUACUCCGAUGAUGGACAGUCCGGCGGGUAUGGAUUUGAUGUCGAGUUUCACCGACUUCAUGCACGGCCCGGUAGAGACAAUCUCUCCCAAGUCGUUGUUGCCUCAUGGAGUGUCCCUGGAUAUGAGCCUGCCGACUCCACCCGAAUUUGGCUCUCUAGACAUGUCGGGAAUGCAAUCAAGCAUGCACUUCCCCGGAUUCCAACUACCACUCGGUGCGGAAGGGCCUGCGUCUGCCUCAUCCACAACUUCUAUGGAUAGCUCCCUUCGCCAGAGUUCAGUGACGACGAUGUCUUCCGAAUUCGUGAGCGACCGUGUUCGGAAUGUUUUGAUCGACGGGCUCUCUCAAAAUGCCGGCUUUGGACAGCGAAAGUACCCACAACCAGCGAUAAGUUCGCCGUUAUCUCCUGGCACAGCUUCGCGUACCAAAGGUUUCAGCGCGAGUGCAUUCCCAAGUACUCACGAUCUACGGCGGUACGUGAUGGCAUACAUCAAGUACUUCCAUCCCCAUCUCCCUUUUCUCCACAUUGCAUCGCUCAACUUCGAAUCCCCGGAGUUUACGACUCCGAUUAGGCUUGUGUCGGGCCAAUCCCAGUUUGGCCAGGCAACUGUCGCCGGAGGGGGUAGCUGUCUAAUACUAUCGAUCGCCGCGAUUGGAGCCUUGUAUGAACAUGAGGUGUGUCACUCGAAGGAGUUGUUCGAAGGUGCCAAACGGCUCAUUAGCAGCUACCUCGAAGAACGGCGCAAGGCGAACAUGACCAGGACGCAGUUUGCUCCACGACAUUCUACGGAACGGGAGGACACUCCACUUUGGCUGGUUCAGGCCAUGUUGUUGAAUGUCAUAUAUGGGCACAAUUGUGGGGACAAAACCGCUGCCGAGCUAGCGAGUAAUCACUGUGCAGCCCUAGUCAGCCUGGCCCGCGGCGCUGAACUCGCACGGCCCUCCCAGGGGCUGUUUAGAGAGGGUCACAAACCACAAUCUUCAGGCGGCCCAUCGAGUUCAAUGGCCUCCAGCGGCUGGAAUUCCAUGCUUAGUGAGGCGGAGGACUCUGACUGGAUGGAAUGGAAAGUGAUGGAGGAACGCAAGCGAACUCUGUAUGCUGUUUUCAUCCUGUCCAGCAUGUUGGUGACAGCCUAUAACCAUCCUCCGGCUCUCACCAACUCGGAGAUACGUCUGAAUCUGCCUUGCGAUGAAGAGUUUUGGGCUGCCGAAUCGGCUCAAGCAUGGCGUAGCCUCGGAGGCGCGGUCGGCGCGGAGGCCAAUUCCACCACGUUCGCGGAGUCUCUGACUCACCUACUCAUGGCUGCUCAAAGGCAACGGCGACGAAGUAGUGCAGCUGUUCCACAAGGAUCUCCCCUGGAGCCGGAGCUCAAACCCAGCACGUUUGGCUGCCUCAUCCUGGUCAAUGCUCUGCACAACUACAUCUGGGAAACGCGCCAACGUCACCUUGGCCGGCAAUGGACCGCCAGUGAGACGGAACAGAUGCAUGCGCACAUUGAGCCCGCACUCCGCGCUUGGCAAGCUGCGUGGGCAAGUAAUCCCACUCACAGCCUCGAACGGCCCAAUCCCUUUGGAGCCGGACCUUUGUCGGCUGACUGUAUUCCCUUACUCGAUCUCGCAUACGUCCGUCUCUUUGUCAAUUUUGGAAGGUCCAAGGAGGCAUUCUGGCAACGUGAUUACGAUGCUAUGGCCCAAGAAUUGGCCAAAAGCCCUCUGCCUACGCGGUCUCCAAGCACAUCCGCUGGGGCCAAGAACAAGGCGUCGCCCAAUACGGAGCCCGAAAACCGUGGCGAGGAGCAGAGCGGGUCACCGGGACAAGGUGCCGGGUCAUCAGGCACGUGGGAAGGGCAAGGGUCCAACCGGGAAGAAUCCCAAUUGGCACGCCGAGAGCGGUAUCUGCGCAAGGCUGCAUUCUAUGCGGCUGACUCGUUGUCGAUGUCGGAUAAACUGGGACUCAGCUUCGCCGAGCACACGUCCCGAGAACUACCCACGCAGUCCGCGAUGUGCGCUUUUGACUGUGCUCAGGUUCUAGCGGAGUGGAUUGCCGCUGUGCAAGAGCGCGUGGGCAAGUAUAUUGGGAUCAUCGGCAGGGACGACAUGAACUUGAUGGAGGUGCCUAGCAUCUUGCUUCUGGAGGAUGAAGACCGAAAACUUAUCCACAAAUUGGAGGAGAUCCUGUCCAACGCUGAGCUCAAGAUUGAAUCCGGCGGCGGUUACGACCUGUCUGCUGCCCGAGAAGGAGGGCAUGGAAGCAGGAUUCUGGUACUAACAGCAUACCUUCUCGAAAGAGAUGCUGUUUGGCCAGUCUUCAAACUCAUGGCACGGUCCCUCGAGACCCAAGCGGCCCACAUCAAGGAGCGAGCGCUGGCCUCGGUCGCUUAACCCUGACGGCCAGUGGAGAAAGAUAUCUUGCGACAAGGUGAUUUGAAAUGAGUUCAUGAAGACCAUAUUUUAUCUUCGCCUUCCCCUCGUGCUGCUGUGGAAGCAGCAACUGAUUGACCAACGCAGUUACGGUCAUGAUUUUCACCGAGAAGAUGUUGGUACAUACGAAUUGUGAAGCCAUGUGACGGCGAUAUACUCACUCAGUUACGACAAUCAUGACGACCAGCAUAUGAGAGACGAUGAUUUGCAUCUAUGUUUAAAAAGGUGUGGGAUUGUGGGAUAUUUGAUGAGCGUGCGUCCGGGUUAACGGAGACCGUGUCGCUGGAUAUAAUGGAGAGAGCAGACAGUUAGAGAGGAAGGGGCCUGGCAAGGAGUGGCCUCGGGGAACGAAUGGGCUUUUGUUCACGAGGACGACGAGCUUGAUGCAGCGCUCGGCCUGGGCUGUUGUACGAAGGGGGCGGACAAAUACGGCCUGCCUAGGGAGGCACUGCUACUGGGCGACGCGUAGUAGCCGAAGGGCUGUCCGGAUGGUGAUGGUUGAACCUACUAUCCCAAUAACAAACACUCUGAUGCUGUCGAAUAUCUGCGGCUGAGAACUGAGAGCAUAUCUCGUACGUACUGUAGAUGAUCUGGUGUAGUACUACUAGUACUGUACGACGACGAUUCGUCUGAUGGCAUUACUACUGGCUCGGAGUUUGAAGUCGAAAUUCCAGGUCGUCACUGUCACUCCAAGAAAUGCCAAGGUCGCCCGGCUUCUUGUGUCCGGAGCCCAUGGCGUCCACCGCACCCAAUCAGAUACUCAGAUAGGGCAGCAGCCACCCACGCAAGUAGGGCACUUUUGCUGGU